AUGGAGAAGAGUGGGAACAUUCAGCUGGAGAUUCCUGACUUCAGCAACUCUGUCCUGAGCCACCUGAACCAGCUCCGCAUGCAGGGUCGCCUGUGUGACAUCGUGGUCAACGUGCAGGGCCAGGCUUUCCGUGCUCACAAGGUGGUGCUGGCUGCCAGCUCGCCCUACUUCCGCGACCACAUGUCCCUGAACGAGAUGAGCACUGUGUCCAUCUCUGUCAUCAAGAACCCUUCUGUCUUCGAGCAGCUCCUUUCCUUCUGCUACACCGGCAGGAUAUGCCUGCAGCUGGCUGACAUCAUCAGCUACCUGACGGCCGCCAGCUUCCUGCAGAUGCAGCACAUCAUAGACAAGUGCACGCAGAUCCUGGAGGGGAUUCAUUUCAAAAUCAACGUGGCAGAGGUGGAGGCAGAACUGAGCCAGACCAGGACAAAGCAUCAGGAGAGACCACCGGAGUCUCACCGGGUGACACCGAGUCUGACCCGCUCCCUGAGCCCGCACCACAACACCCCCAAGGGGAGUCGCCUGGGCCAGGUGAGCACGGUGCUGGACAUCCGGGAGCUCAGCCCACCCGAGGAGUCCACCAGCCCCCAGAUCAUUGAGCAGAGCUCAGACGUGGAAAGCAGGGAGCCCAUCCUACGGAUCAACAGGGCGGGACAGUGGUACGUGGAGACCGGGCUGGGAGAGCGCGGGGAGCGGAACGAGGAGGAGAUGCGCGUGCUGGGAGGAGUCCGCAUUAAAACGGAGAACCUGGAGGAGUGGCUGGGGACAGAGCACCAGCCCUCGGGAGAGGACGGGAGCAGCGCCGAGGAGGUCACUGCUAUGGUGAUUGACACCACGGGCCACGGACCCAUGGGCCAGGAGGCUUAUGCUUUAGGGUCCUCUGGGGCCAAAGUGGUCAGGCCAACCAGCAGCGAGAUCGACAGAUUUAGCCCUUCUGGCAGCAUGGUUGCUGUGACUGAGCGGUACAGAUCAAAAAGCGAGUCUCCCGGGCGGAUGGAUGAGCCCAAGCAGCCCAGUUCCCAGGGGGAGGAAUCAGCCAUGCUGGGAGUGAGUGGUUACGUGGAGUAUCUCCGGGAGCAGGAGGUUUCCGAGCGCUGGUUCCGGUACAACCCGCGGCUCACGUGUAUCUACUGCGCCAAAUCCUUCAACCAGAAGGGCAGCCUGGACCGGCACAUGCGCCUCCACAUGGGAAUCACCCCCUUUGUCUGCCGCAUGUGUGGGAAGAAGUACACCCGCAAGGAUCAGCUGGAGUAUCACAUCCGCAAGCACACGGGCAACAAGCCCUUUCACUGCCACGUCUGCGGCAAAAGCUUCCCUUUCCAGGCCAUCCUCAACCAGCACUUUCGCAAGAACCACCCUGGCUGUUUGCCCCUGGAGGGGCCUCACAGCAUCUCCCCCGAGACCACCGUCACGUCUCGGGGGCAGGCGGAGGAAGAGUCUCCUCCGCAGGAGGAGGCGGUCGCCGUGGGGGAGACAGCGCAGGGGUCUGUGUCCACGACUGGGCCGGAUUGA
Molecule: messenger RNA, 1512 nt
Organism: Chaetura pelagica (chimney swift)
Lineage: Eukaryota; Metazoa; Chordata; Aves; Apodiformes; Apodidae
Gene: ZBTB37
Product: zinc finger and BTB domain containing 37
Exons: 4
Coding region: 1-1512 (503 amino acids)
Biological process (GO): regulation of transcription by RNA polymerase II
Molecular function (GO): protein binding; DNA-binding transcription factor activity, RNA polymerase II-specific; RNA polymerase II cis-regulatory region sequence-specific DNA binding
Source: RefSeq, a predicted model, not a curated record